AUGCUUAGACAUCAUAGUUCAACUCCUAUACAUGAAUAUGGAACUGGUGAGGUUAAAAGAAACAACAAGCGUUAUCCACACUAUCUUAACUUUUACGAUAUCCCGCCAACGGACAAUAUUAGUAUAGAGGAAUUUGAGAAAUUUGCUUUGGACAGAUUACAAGUCUUGAAAGCUCUGGAAGCAGCAACAUUACGCCGCAAACCAGAAAAUGAAGUUAAAGAGCAUCUCCAAGAACUUUCUAAGCAGUAUCUUCCUAUGCAUUCUAACGAUUCCGAACGAGCUUAUCCGCUUGAAGAAGAGAGACGCAAGGAUCACGUGUCCCAUUUUAUAUUGCGAUUGGCUUAUUGUAGGAGUGAAGAAUUACGAUCAUGGUUUCUUAGAUACGAAUACAUACUGUUCAAGUUGAGAUAUCUAACAGUAGCGGUUAAGGAAAGACAAGAGUUUUUGAGCCAUCAAAAUUUGACGUGGAAAACCUUAAGUCGAUCGGAUAGAGAAGUGAUGAAGGCAGACCUACAAGCUGUGUCUCCGCAUAUUAAUGUCGAUACAGAGACAUUCUUUGAGGUUGAGUUUGAAAAAGUGCUCGACAUGGUAGCACGUCGUUCUGUUUAUUUACGUGGAGGCACAGCAUAUGUACCCAUGUCUGAUCAAGCAACACUUGUUAUGGAUGAAUUCAAAAAUAGAUUGGCAAAAGCCCUCGAGAUCACCGCGAAAGAGUUCCCUAAACUUGACGAGGAUGACAGGAUUAUGCCAAUACUUAAUAAUGUUAAUAGAUAUUAUUUAGGAAAUAGCUUUGCCAACUCCACAAAAGUUACUGGAAAUAUAACUGCGUUUGACGUAGAUAAGCUCGUUGAACACUUCCCGCUAUGCAUGAGACAUCUACAUCGAAAGUUACGCGACGAUAAACAUCUGAAGCAUUACGGUAGAAUGCAAUAUAAUCUUUUUCUCAAGGGAAUUGGUCUUCCUUUGGAGGAAGCACUUGUAUUUUGGCGAAAGUCGUUCUCAAAGUAUACUGAUGAACAAUUUCAAAAGAAUUAUGCCUAUAAUGUAAGACAUAACUAUGGCAUGGAAGGAAAGCGUGUCAACUAUACUCCAUACAACAAAAUUAUUAAUAAUAACCAACCAGGACCGGGGGAACACCACGGAUGUCCUUUUCGGCAUUUUUCAGAAGAAAGCCUACGUGUAACUUUUGCAAGUGUAGGAGUGAGAAAUGAAGCUUAUGUUAGGGAGAUUAUUAAUCUAGUAAGAAACAAGCAUUACCAAGUUGCUUGUACGCGAUAUUACGAAAUAACAAGAGGUGGCGAGCGAGGAAUGAUGGAUACAAUUGAACAUCCAAAUCAUUUCUUUGAACAGAGUUAUAAACUCAGCAUCAAGCAAG
Messenger RNA from Paraglomus brasilianum, 1375 nucleotides. Lineage: Eukaryota; Fungi; Glomeromycota; Glomeromycetes; Paraglomerales; Paraglomeraceae. The record is from the annotation of a GenBank genome assembly.